This is a messenger RNA of Botrytis deweyae, 849 nucleotides long. RefSeq lists its product as uncharacterized. The transcript has 2 exons. The record is from RefSeq and is a predicted model, not a curated record. Gene Ontology annotation, biological process: peptidyl-lysine dimethylation. The coding region runs from base 1 to 849 and encodes 282 amino acids. Gene Ontology annotation, molecular function: protein-lysine N-methyltransferase activity. NCBI's taxonomy places the organism in Eukaryota, Fungi, Ascomycota, Leotiomycetes, Helotiales, Sclerotiniaceae.
AUGUCUCGCAUACUGACCGACAAAAUCCGCAUCGAGCCUGAGCAAACCGAACCCGAAGACCUUUUCCAAUCCUCCCUCUCCGCCCUCUUCCCCGACGAUAUUCAAAAUCAACACGGCGACAAAGAUCAACACAUCAUCUACACCUCCCCAACUCUCGGCGAGAUAGUUCUCGAAUUAUCCUCUCCCCUUGGCGAAAAGGGAAGGUUGUUAUUCGCGCAUUACCUCUGGAACGCAGGAUUACAACUCGCCGAAUUUUUUGAAGAAGGGGAUGGAAAGCGAGGAGGCAGAGAACGAUGGGAAGUCACAGGCGAGAGAGUUUUAGAGGUUGGUAGUGGGACGGGAUUAGCAGGCAUAGUGACUGCGUUGAUGGGAGCAGAAGAAGUGGUUUUAAGUGAUUAUCCGGACGAAAAUGUGCUUGCAAAUCUAAAGAAGAAUGUAGCGAAGAAUAUUGAGACGAACGGGUUUGGGGAUGUGAAAGUACAGGGGCAUGAGUGGGGAGUGUUGACCGAUGAAUUUUCGAUGGGGAAUAAAGAGAGCUUUAGUAGGGUGAUUGCAUCGGAUUGUUUGUGGAUGCCGUGGCAGCACGAGAACCUUUUGAAGUCGAUUAGGUGGUUUUUGAAGGAAGAUGGGCGGGCUUGGAUUUGCGCAGGAUUUCACACCGGCCGGGAACUAAUGCGUGGGUUCUUCGAAGAGGAAAAGCUGACAGCAGCUGGCUUGGAGAUAGAAACAAUAUAUGAGAGAGAUGCUAAUGGUGUCGAGAGAGAGUGGGUUGCAGAUAGAGGAGCAGAAGAUCGAAAUGCAAUCGCCAGAAAGCGAUGGCUGGUAAUUGCUAUCCUGAAGAGACGAUAA